Molecule: messenger RNA, 1330 nt
Organism: Astyanax mexicanus (Mexican tetra)
Lineage: Eukaryota; Metazoa; Chordata; Actinopteri; Characiformes; Acestrorhamphidae
Gene: cryz
Product: crystallin, zeta (quinone reductase)
Exons: 9
Coding region: 86-1072 (328 amino acids)
Cellular component (GO): cytosol
Molecular function (GO): mRNA 3'-UTR binding; quinone reductase (NADPH) activity; NADPH binding
Source: RefSeq, a predicted model, not a curated record
UAGCUUUUAGUAAGCUAAGCUAAAAACACGCUUCUACGGAAGCCGGGAGCGACCAAACGACAUCGCGGAACCUGCGUGCAGCACGAUGGCCACGUCCAAAAUCAUGAAAUGCAUAAGAGUGUCCGAGUUUGGAGGACCUUCAGUCCUGAAGCUCUGCUCAGAUGUACCUGUUCCAACUCCAGGUCAGAAGCAGGUUCUGAUCCGAGUGCACGCCUGCGGGGUGAACCCGGUGGAGACGUAUAUCCGGGCCGGUACCUAUGGCCGCUUACCCAGCCUGCCGUACACGCCCGGAACUGACGUGGCUGGUGUGGUGCAGGCUGUGGGGGGCGGAGUCAGCUUUCUGCAGAAGGGUGACCGAGUGUUCACCACAGCCACAGAGACGGGGGGCUAUGCGGAGUUCACCAUCGCUUCAGAGGGGUCCGUUCACAAACUGCCCGAUUCUCUGGCUUACAAACAAGGAGCUGCUAUUGCAAUCCCGUAUUUCACUGCACACCGGGCCUUAUUUCACAAGGGACAUGCCAGAGCAGGAGAGACGGUUCUCAUUCAUGGAGCCAGUGGAGGGGUGGGGAUUGCUGCGUGUCAGUUGGCGAGGGCGUUUGGUCUGAAGGUGCUGGGCACCGCGGGCACGCCUGAGGGCAUGAAGCUGGUUCUCAACAACGGAGCUCAUGCUGUCUACAACCACCGAGAAAAGGACUACCUAGAUAAGAUUCAGGAGGCUACUGAUGGACAGGGGAUCAAUGUGAUCAUUGAGAUGUUGUCCAACGUGAACCUCAGCAAUGACCUAAAGCUGCUGUCCGUCGGGGGCAGGGUGUUGAUUGUAGGUUCCAGAGGGCCGAUUGAGAUUAACCCCAGAGACACCAUGGCUAAAGAGUCCAGCAUCAUCGGCGUGUCUCUGUUCAACUCUUCUAAGGAGGAUAAGGCGGAGACUGCGGCGGUGCUGUACGCUGGGAUGGAGGCGGGGUGGCUGAAACCUGUGGUUGGUCAGGAGUACACACUGGAUAAAGCUGCUCAAGCUCACGAGGACAUCAUCAGUAACCCAGGGGCUUCUGGGAAAAUGGUCCUGAUCAUGUGAAUCUAAUAAAAUAAGUAAAAUACUCCAGUAUUUAAAUCAUAUUUUACUGAUAUACUGAUCAGAUCAGAACGAGGCCAAACCCUGAGAUCAAGCACCUUAAAACUGUGGGAGUUUUCAGUUCAUCGUCAACAGAACUGAAUUAUUACUGUAAUCUGAACCUGUAUUGGGUUUUUAUACAGGUGUUAUGAAUUUUAAUCAGCAUAUUGAUUACUAUGUUGAUCGUUAUGUAAUUGUUCAUAAUAAAAUAUAAUAUUUUAA